AUGGCUAUUCAAAAGAAACACGGCAAGGGCCGUCUCGACAAAUGGUAUAAGCUCGCAAAAGAGAAAGGGUACCGAGCUCGAGCAGCCUUUAAGCUCAUCCAGUUGAACAAGAAAUAUGGCUUCUUGGAGAAGAGCAAGGUCCUUCUGGAUCUUUGCGCGGCACCAGGCUCCUGGUGUCAGGUCGCUGCCGAAACCAUGCCGAUCAACAGUCUCAUCAUUGGCGUCGAUCUCGCUCCCAUUAAGCCCAUUCCCAAGGUGAUCACCUUCCAAAGCGAUAUCACCACGGAUAAGUGCCGUGCGACAAUCCGCCAGCAUCUCAAGACAUGGAAAGCAGACACCGUGCUCCACGAUGGAGCUCCCAACGUGGGUACUGCCUGGAAUCAGGAUUCGUUCAAUCAAGCCGAGCUGGUGCUGCAAUCCAUGAAACUCGCCACGGAAUUUCUGGUUGAGGGCGGUACCUUUGUCACCAAGGUCUUCCGGUCCAAAGAUUACAACCCCUUGUUGUGGGUUUUCAACCAACUCUUCACCAAGGUCGAAGCAACAAAACCUCCGUCGUCCCGAAACGUCUCGGCCGAAAUCUUCGUCGUCUGCACGGGCUACAAGGCCCCGAAACGAAUGGACCCCCGCUUCCUGGAUCCACGUUCUGUCUUUGCCGAACUCAAGGGCCCGGCGCCCAACAACGAGGCCAAGGUCUAUAAGCCCGAGGUGAAGAAGAGGAAGCGAGAAGGUUACGAGGAGGGAGACUACACGCAGUUCAAAGAGGUCCCAGCCAGCGAGUUCAUCCAGACGACGGACCCGCUCGCCAUUCUCGGCAACGUCAACAGACUUUCCUUCAAACAGCCACAGAACGGAGAUGUCGCAUUGGCCGCCAUGGAGAGGCUCCCGGAGACAACGGACGAAAUCCGGAAGUGUUGUGAGGACCUAAAAGUGCUCGGCAGGGGCGAUUUCAAGCUGCUGCUCAGGUGGCGACUCAAAGUUCGGGAAAUAUUCGGCCUGGCGACCAAGGCAACUGCCGAGGAACCCGCAGCUGCGGAUGAGGAGGUUGCUGAGGUCGAGCCGAUGGACGAGGAACUGAGGAUUCAGGAAGAGCUGCAAUCUUUGAAGGAAAAGGAGGAUGCCAAGAAGAAGCGGGAGCGGAGGAGAGAGAACGAAAAGAAGCAGAAAGAAAUUGUCCGAAUGCAGUUGAACAUGACGGUCCCCAUGGACAUCGGCAUGGAGCAGAGUGGGCCCAUGGGGGAGGAUGCCAUGUUCUCUCUCAAGGCAGUCGACAAAGCUGGUGCCGCAGGGCGUCUAGCCCGUGGCAAGAUGGCAAUCCCCAAACAGACCGAGCCCAGCAGGGACAGCGGCCUCGGGUCCUCGGGCGAGACGGAUAGCGAAAGCGAUGAAGAAGCGGAUCUUCUAGAACGGGAACUCGACAGCAUGUACGAACAGUACAGGGAACGAAAGGCAGCGGCGGACGCCAAGUAUCGCGCCAAACGGGCGCGAGAAGAACACAAUGACGACGAAUUUGAGGGCUUCUCGGCCGAGGAGGGCGGGAAGAGCGAGGAUGAGAUUGAUCUGGAAGAUGACAGUAGCGACGAGUCGGAAGACGAGGCGAGCGAUGGCAAACCUUUGGUGACCGACCUUCAAGGCGCUGAGGAGGAAGGGCAGCUUUCCAGGAGAGCGAAGAACUUCUUCAGUCAGGACAUCUUCAAGGAUAUUCCAGGGCUGGUGGAGGAGUCCGAGGAGGAGGAGGAUGCUAAGGCUAAGGCGAAGAGCAAGACGAAACCCAACGGCGACGAAGAAGAAAUCGAUGAUGCGGCAAUCGAUGCCAUGAUCGAAGCCGCCAGUGCCAAUGCCAACAAUGAAGCCAAGUCGAAGAAGACGGAGAAGAAAGAAACAGCUAAACAACAAGAAAAGAAGCAGGAGGGGGCAGAUGAGGAUGAGGAGGACGGUGGGUUCGAAGUCGUCAAGCGCAAGGACGAUGACGACUGGGAAGACCAUGACAAGCGCCGGCCAGACGGGACACUCGACAUUGACAUUAUCACGGCGGAAGCGAUGACGCUGGCACACCAGCUCGCGACAGGCCAGAAGACGUCCCACGAGGUGAUCGACGAGGGCUUCAACCGCUACAGCUUCCGGGACCGCGACGGUCUGCCGGAGUGGUUCGUCGACGACGAGAGCAAGCACGACAGGCCCGUCAAACCCAUCACCAAGGCGGCGGCGAUGGCCAUCAAGGAGAAACUUCGCGCCUACAACGCUCGGCCCAUCAAGAAGGUUCGCGAGGCCAAGGCCCGCAAGAAGUUCAAGGCCGCCCAGCGCCUUGAGAAACUCAAAAAGAAGUCAGACAUGCUCAUCAACGAAGAGAGCAUGACCGAGAAGGAGAAGGGUGAGGCCAUCAGCAAGAUGAUGGCCAAGGCGACGAAGGUUACGCGCAGGCCCAAGCCCACGGUUGUUGUUGCUAAAGGUGUCAACCGCGGUAUUAAGGGACGGCCAAAGGGUGUCAAGGGCCGAUACACUAUUUUGGACCCGAGAAUGAAGAAGGACCUGAGGGCACAGAAGAGGGUGACGAAGAAGCGA
Messenger RNA from Sodiomyces alkalinus F11, 2559 nucleotides. RefSeq lists its product as hypothetical. Gene Ontology annotation, biological process: maturation of LSU-rRNA from tricistronic rRNA transcript (SSU-rRNA, 5.8S rRNA, LSU-rRNA); maturation of 5.8S rRNA from tricistronic rRNA transcript (SSU-rRNA, 5.8S rRNA, LSU-rRNA); rRNA methylation. The transcript is spliced from 3 exons. Gene Ontology annotation, molecular function: rRNA (uridine-2'-O-ribose)-methyltransferase activity; rRNA (guanine) methyltransferase activity. Gene Ontology annotation, cellular component: preribosome, large subunit precursor; nucleus; nucleolus. The record is from RefSeq and is a predicted model, not a curated record. NCBI's taxonomy places the organism in Eukaryota, Fungi, Ascomycota, Sordariomycetes, Glomerellales, Plectosphaerellaceae. The annotation marks the transcript as partial.